CACCUACUGGACUCUCUUUCUUAGCUGUCAUUUUACAUCUCCAUCGUGUCUUGUUGCUUUCCAAAAAGAGAAGAGCAAGCGACUGAAGCAUACACAUCAGUGAUCUUCCAGCGGCAUCUAGAUUGUUUGAAGGACGAGGAGCCAGAUUUUCAUCUUCAAAGAUUGAGCCAGGUACCUUGAUUCUGUUUGACCCUUCUUAAAUAUAUACUUGUUGAAAUCCAAAAAUCCCCCUCGUAACCCUAAUUAAUUGAUGACGAAAGUACUUUCAAGUUUCAACGCUUUGUGUUUGUGUACCUGGGGAUUUAGGGAAGGCCAGGGGCGUAUAUUUUCUUCUUCUCUCUUUCUUCUCUCUUUCUUCUCAAGUUUCAAAUGAUGAAUCUGCACUUUUUUUCCUUUAUGUUGCACCGUGAGUACAACCCCAAGUGAGUUUAUCUAUUGAGUUCAUCAUAAAAGCAAUUGAUAUUUCCUUCGUCUAACCAUGAGGAUACCCAUAUUGCUGUUUUGUUUCCUUUGCUGCUGUGUCUUACCUUUUGAUUAGUGUUUUCCGCCAUUUACCUAAUAAUGGCUUGUUCCUUUUGUUAAACUAAUCUUUGUGUGUUCUAAUCCUUGACAAUUAAAUUAUUUAAUGAUCAUAAAAAAGCAAUUGUUACAGAACUGUCUCCUUCCCUAGUGUUUUGCAUAUGUGUCACUUUCUUGAAAGCAAAUUAAAGCAAAUUAUACUUCUUGAUUUAUUGCUAAUGAUCGUUUUGAAAUUAAAAGUACAUGCUCAACAAAAAUGUAUCCUUCUUUUUGCAUCUGUAAUCGACAUGGACAUGGGUUUCUAGAUUUUGCCGGUUCUCGUCCAACUAAUAAUGCAUUUUAACUAUUUUAUAAAGGAUGCCUCGACUAUCAAGUUUAGCUCCAGCUCGUAGACGCCAGGUGGUUGCAGCAAUUGGGUCGUUCUCCAACCUUCUCAUGAUUUAUGUUAGUUUAGGUAUCGAACUAGCUAAGCUUGUACAAGAACAUUACAUGAAUCGAAGACUUAGUAGGCAACCAAUCGACACCUACAUGCAGAGGCACUAUGAUAGACAAAGACACCUUAGGAAUUCAACUAGAAUGACUGACAUUGAUACUUUCGACCAAGUAAGGAUGAAUCGAACUUUAUUCAGAAAGUUUUGUGAACUUCUUGUUAGUGAAGGUGGGUUGAAAAGAACUAGGAAUGUGGAUAUAGACGAGAUGGUCUACAUAUUUCUUCGUACUAUUUCACAGAACGAGAAAAAUAGAACCUUAAGACUGAAUUUACGUCGUUCGGGAGAGACGAUAUCACGAACAAUUCACCGCGUAUUGCGGGCUGUUAUUAGGCUCAACAACUUAUUGAUGAAGAAGCCGCUUCCCAUUCCCGACACUUGUACCAAUAGUAGGUGGAAACAUUUCAAGGUGAACCUUAUAAUUAUUUCUCCAAUGCAUUGCUACUUUUGUUUUGUUUUUAUCAAUCAACCGAUGAACAUUCUGUUUGAAUGUUUUGUUAGAAAUGUCUUGGAGCUCUAGAUGGAACUCAUAUUGAUGUCCGACCACUGAAAGAGGAUCGAACUAGGUACCGAGAUAGGAAGGGUGAUCUUUCCAUUAACGUGUUGGGUGUUUGCACACCCAAUUUGGAAUUUAUCUAUUGUUUAUCUGGAUGGGAGGGGUCUGCCCAUGAUGGAAGAGUUUUGCGUGAUGCCCUUACUAGGGAAAAUGGUCUAACUGUGGCUGAAGGUAAUUUUUGGUUAAGUUUAACAAUUAGAUACUAAAUUGCAAGUCAUAAAUGAAACAACCCAAUAACAAUUAAAAUUGUUCAUGUAUUGAAGGUUGUUAUUAUCUAUGUGAUGCUGGGUAGGCAAACAGCCCAGGAUUUUUAACCCCCUAUCGUGGCCAGCGGUAUCAUCUAAAAGAAUGGGGUGCCAAUCGACCAGAAACGGCCGAAGAAUACUACAAUAUGAAGCAUUCUUCUGCUAGGAAUGUCAUUGAGCGUAUUUUUUGGGAUUAUGAAAAUGCGUUGGGAUUAUGAAUCUUGUCCCUUUACUUGCUUCCAGUCCAGUUAAUUGCUUAUUGUCCCUUUAAUUGCUUUCGGUUCCUUUAACUGCUUCUGGUCCCUAUUAAUGUCUCUGUGGAUUACUUUUUUCUUUUAUAUUUUUAAUCUAUAAUGGUCCAUUAUUAUUAAGUUGAUGUCAUUAUUGUAGGCAUGGCACCGAGGAGAAGGAAAGAUGCCAAUGCUGUGCCUAGGGCUUACACCUUUUGGGAUUCCAAACACGAUGGACCAUUCCUUAAAUGCCUUCUAGAGCUGACGGAGAAGGGCCAGAUUGAGGAUGGGCAGUGCAAGAAUGGUGUGUUUAAGGAGAUCGAGAGGAUGAUGGAAAAGCUGGUACCCGGAUGCGGUUUAAAGGCAAAGGGGACUAUUAAGACGAGGGUGAAGAAGCUGAAGCACUGGUAUCAUUCAACUGUGAUGAUGCGGCAACUGAGUGGUUUCGGAUGGAACGAGGAGUACGCCUACCUAGAUGCACCUGAAAAUGUUUGGGACAACUUUCUAAAGUCACAUGCUGAUUGUAAAUCUUAUAAACGGGCCCCACUCCCACAGUUCUUUGAACUGGGAUCUGUAUUCGGGAAAGGACGUGCAACUGGUGAUGCUGGAUUCUCGGGUAAUGAUCCGAACAUUUCAGAAUUAGAAGAUGACAGCUCCGAUGAAGAUGACAGCCCACCUUACCCUCUCGACCAAAUGAACACCAAUGUUGUGGAUGAAACAAUGUUGAAUAUAAUCAAUGAUGGUGUGGAAGCUCGCGUGAACAAGAAGCGGCCUACAACAAAUUCUGAACCGAGUCCUUCUCAUCAGAAGAAGAAGAAGAAGAAGAACAAGAACAAGAAAGGAGAUGCUGAAGAGCGCAUUGGUGAAGUGUGCACUGAAUUUGGAGGACUUAGACCCCUCAUUAAAGAAUCUGUGGACACCAUUGCAAGGGCUUUGGGGGAAAGUGAAGACUACAACAUCAUGCGUAAGGAAUUGUUGACAAACUUGGAAAAAAUGGAUGGACUCACUAGAGCUCAGAUGAUAAUUGCUGUGAGGAAGUUUUCCAACAAUACAGGUGACUUGAAGUGUUUCUAUGAGCUGGAGAAGGUAGAAGACAGGCUAACACUUGUUCUUAAUCUCCUCAAAGAUGAAUGAGUGCAUGGUUUAUAGUGUCUAUGUAGUUGUAUAGUUAGCCUAUUAUGUUGGCAGUAGUUAGGUAGUUGUCUAAUUUGCAAAGAGGCCUUUUGUCUAUCUGUCAUUAUAAACACUUCAAUGACAGUCUUUGCAAAUGUAGGACAACCUGUUAUUUUGUGAAGUUCUAUAAUUAGCUUCAUCAGGCUAGUUUUUGUAAGGUUCCUAUGAUGAACACUUCAAUGUACUCUAUUUCAAUCGGAUGUAAGUACCUACUGUAACUGCUAGACAGUUGGUAAGUUUAAGAUGGUGAAUGUAAUGAUCUUAACAGUAGUAAAUUGCAGGUGGUGUU
Linum trigynum is the source of this 3500-nucleotide messenger RNA. The record is from the annotation of a GenBank genome assembly. Lineage: Eukaryota; Viridiplantae; Streptophyta; Magnoliopsida; Malpighiales; Linaceae.